Entrophospora sp. SA101 is the source of this 732-nucleotide messenger RNA. Lineage: Eukaryota; Fungi; Glomeromycota; Glomeromycetes; Entrophosporales; Entrophosporaceae. The record is from the annotation of a GenBank genome assembly.
AUGGAUAACAAUCGUAAAACUAGUAAUAAUUGGGAUAAUGAUAAAAAAGUUGUGUUGGUAUCUCAUCUUGAUGAAGUUCCAAUAACAGUUGAAAGAAAAGUUCCACAUAAUCUUGAAGAAACUUUAGGAAAUCCUGGGCUCCCUCGUGCUAAUGUCGCUGCUUCUAGGGAAAAACCAAAUGGAACUAUAGGAAAUGUAAAACGACGUACUGUUGAUUUUUGGGAUACUGAUCAUGAUGGUGUGAUUAGACCAUUUGACACCUAUCAAGGAUUUCGUCGAUUAGGAUUUAAUAUAUUUUAUUGCAUAUUUAGUGCUGUCAGCCUUCAUUUGUCUAUUGCUUACAUGACACAGAAAAGUUGGAUCCCUUUUCUUGGAAAUCCAUUCUUCAAGAUAUACACAGAUCGAAUUUAUAAAUGUAAACAUGGAUCUGAUUCGGAAAGUUACGAUACCGAAGGAAGAUUCGUACCACAGAAGUUCGAGGAGCUUUUUUCAAAGUAUGAUAAGAAUAAUAAAGGUGGUUUAAAUUCUCGUGACAUUCUGAAUUUGAUUUACGGUAACGGAAAUGUAUGGGAUCCCGUUGGUUGGGCCUUCGCUGCUUUCGAAUGGGGAACUUUGUACAUGUUGUGUGCUGAUGAACAUGUUGCUAAUGAAUAUGAAAAACGUAAAAAUCACCAUUCUUUGUUUCCCAUUGAGAAACUUGAUAAACAUAAUUUCUUUCAGAAAGAAGAUUAA